Silurus meridionalis is the source of this 1727-nucleotide messenger RNA. RefSeq names its product probable serine/threonine-protein kinase MARK-A. The record is from RefSeq and is a predicted model, not a curated record. The transcript has 11 exons. NCBI's taxonomy places the organism in Eukaryota, Metazoa, Chordata, Actinopteri, Siluriformes, Siluridae. The annotation marks the transcript as partial. Gene Ontology annotation, biological process: regulation of mitotic cell cycle; protein autophosphorylation; negative regulation of apoptotic process. Gene Ontology annotation, cellular component: cytoplasm. Gene Ontology annotation, molecular function: protein serine/threonine kinase activity; ATP binding.
GCAAUCGCAGAGGGCCGAGGGCUUAGAUGAGAGGCCUCCAUGACGGACAACACUUUAAUGAAAAACAGUACAAGCCACUAAAGAGAAAAAUGACACAUGAAGCUCAUGAACAACCUGAGCUCCAGACCAAAAAGAAGCUGAGGAGACCAGAAACAGAGGAGAAGGUGGUGAAGACUGGAAAGAGAGAGCAGGUAGAUGGUCCUUUUGAAGUGACCGCGCUCCAGCCCGAGGAGACAGCCGAAAAAGGAGGAUCAGAGAACAACAAGACAGAAAAGAGAGGACAACACUUUAAUGAAAAACAGUACAAGCCACUAAAGAGAAAAAUGACACAUGAAGCUCAUGAACAACCUGAGCUCCAGACCAAAAAGAAGCUGAGGAGACCAGAAACAGAGGAGAAGGUGGUGAAGACUGGAAAGAGAGAGCAGGUAGAUGGUCCUUUUGAAGUGACUGCGCUCCAGCCCGAGGAGACAGCCGAAAAAGGAGGAUCAGAGAACAACAAGACAGAAAAGAGAGGACAACACUUUAAUGAAAAACAGUACAAGCCACUAAAGAGAAAAAUGACACAUGAAGCUCAUGAACAACCUGAGCUCCAGACCAAAAAGAAGCUGAGGAGACCAGAAACAGAGGAGAAGGUGGUGAAGACUGGAAAGAGAGAGCAGGUAGAUGGUCCUUUUGAAGUGACCGCGCUCCAGCCCGAGGAGACAGCCAAAAAAGGAGGAUCAGAGAACAACAAGACAGAAAAAAGAGGACAACACUUUGAUGAAAAACAGUACAAGCCACUAAAGAGAAAAAUGACACAUGAAGCUCAUGAACAACCUGAGCUCCAGACCAAAAAGAGAGACAUUUAUGAUCACUACAUCCUGGGAGAGCUGCUUGGGUAUGGAAGCUUUGGUUGCGUCUACGCAGGGGUUCGAAUAUCAGAUGGUAAAAAGGUGGCCCUGAAAAUCAUGAACAAAAUAAAUAAUCAUCAAAACAUCACCAUUGCCGGUGACGCACGCAGCCUGCCUGUUGAGGUGGCAUUAUUAGAACUCGUGUGCAAGCCGCCUCAUUGUCCAUUCGUAAUACAGCUGCUAGAAUGGUUUGAGACACCUGAUGCCAUCAUCUUGGUCCUGGAGCGGCCCGACCCCUGUGUUGACCUUUUCGACUUUUUGACGAAUAACAUAAUGACUGAAACUGAAAUUAUAUUUAUCGUGCAGCAAAUUGUUCUUGCCGCAUGUCACUGCCGUAAUCGAGGUGUGUUUCAUCGAGACAUCAAAGCUGAAAAUGUUCUCUUGAACCCUCUGACUCUUCAAGUCAAGCUGAUUGAUUUCGGCUUAGGCGUCCUACAUAAGGACACCACAUACACUGAACAUGCUGGCACUGACAUUUACAUCCCACCUGAAUGUUAUGUUGAUAAAGAAUACGAGGCGGAACCUUUCACCGUCUGGGGUCUGGGCGUGCUCUCAUACAUAUUAUUGUGUAGAAUGCAGCCCUUUGAUGGAGAAAAAGAAAUUGUUGAAGGCCACCUGUUCAUCCCUGAUGAGUUGUCCAAAGCUUCCCAAGAUUUCAUUGGUGGUGCCUGCAAAGAGACCCUAAUAGCCGACCAACCCUCAAUCAGAUCCUCGGACAUCACUGGUUCAGGAGGCAAGGAAAGGUCCAAUGGGCUCUCUUUGGGCAGAACGAAUCUUCUCGACAUCUCCUCAGUACCACCUGUGUGUAAAAUAAAAAAUAAAUAUGUGCUUUUCCUA